Molecule: messenger RNA, 5170 nt
Organism: Condylura cristata (star-nosed mole)
Lineage: Eukaryota; Metazoa; Chordata; Mammalia; Eulipotyphla; Talpidae
Gene: SIX4
Product: SIX homeobox 4
Exons: 3
Coding region: 18-2381 (787 amino acids)
Biological process (GO): regulation of transcription by RNA polymerase II
Cellular component (GO): nucleus; transcription regulator complex
Molecular function (GO): DNA-binding transcription factor activity, RNA polymerase II-specific; RNA polymerase II cis-regulatory region sequence-specific DNA binding
Source: RefSeq, a predicted model, not a curated record
AGGAAAAUAAACAAAAAAUGUCCUCUUCCUCCCCCACCGGGCAGAUUGCAAGUGCGGCGGACAUCAAGCAGGAGAAUGGGAUGGAAAGCGCCUCGGAAGGGCAGGAGGCGCCCCGAGAAGUGGCGGGGGGCGCGGCGGCGGGGCUGAGCCCGUCGGCUCCUGCCCCUUUUCCCCGGGAGCCCGGGGACGCCGCGGCCGCAGCCGCCAGGGUGAGCGGAGAGGAAGGGGCAGUGGCGGCGGCGGCGGUCGGAGCGGCGGCGGAUCAGGUACAACUCCACUCGGAACUUCUGAGCAGGCACCACCACGCCGCGGCCGCCGCCGCCGCCGCCGCCGCCGCGCAGACCCCACUGGCCUUCUCGCCGGACCAUGUCGCCUGCGUGUGCGAGGCGCUGCAGCAGGGGGGCAACCUGGACCGCCUGGCCCGGUUCCUGUGGUCCCUGCCCCAGAGCGACCUGCUACGUGGCAACGAGAGCCUGCUGAAGGCGCGAGCGCUGGUGGCCUUCCACCAGGGCAUCUACCCCGAGCUCUACAGCAUCCUCGAGAGUCACAGCUUCGAGUCGGCCAACCACCCGCUGCUGCAGCAGCUCUGGUACAAGGCGCGCUAUACCGAGGCCGAGCGAGCCCGCGGGCGGCCGCUGGGCGCCGUGGACAAGUACCGGCUGCGCAGGAAAUUCCCCCUGCCCCGCACCAUCUGGGACGGCGAAGAGACGGUGUAUUGUUUCAAGGAGAAGUCGCGCAACGCGCUCAAGGAGCUCUACAAGCAGAAUCGCUACCCUUCGCCCGCCGAGAAGCGGCACCUGGCCAAGAUCACCGGCCUCUCCCUGACCCAGGUCAGCAACUGGUUCAAGAACCGCCGGCAGCGCGAUCGGAACCCCUCUGAGACCCAGUCCAAAAGUGAGUCAGAUGGUAAUCCCAGCACUGAAGAUGAAUCAAGCAAGGGACAUGAGGAUUUGUCUCCACAUCCACUCUCUGGUUCAUCUGAUGGUGUCACCAACCUCAGCCUUUCCGGUCACGUGGAGCCAGUAUACAUGCAACAAAUUGGAAACGCUAAGAUAUCGUUAAGCUCUUCUGGAGUUUUGUUGAAUGGAAACUUGGUACCUGCAAGUACUUCACCUGUCUUCCUUAAUGGUAAUUCUUUUAUUCAGGGACCCAAUGGAGUUAUCCUUAAUGGAUUAAAUGUGGGAAAUACACAGACAGUGUCAUUGAACCCACCAAAAAUGGCAUCAAACAUUGUAAGCAAUGGUAUAUCCAUGACCGAUAUACUGGGGUCUACCUCCCAGGAUGUGAAGGAAUUCAAAGUCCUCCAGAGUUCUUCAACUAACUCGGCAGCCACCACCUCCUACAGCCCCAGUGCCCCUGUGUCAUUCCCAGGGCUGAUCCCCAGCACUGAGGUGAAACGAGAAGGCAUUCAAACAGUAGCUUCCCAGGAUGGUGGCUCUAUAGUGACUUUUACUACACCAGUGCAAAUUAACCAGUAUGGCAUUGUCCAGAUCCCCAAUUCCGGAGCAAACGGCCAGUUCCUUAAUGGGAGCAUUGGAUUCUCUCCACUGCAGCUGCCUCCUGCUUCAGUGGCAGCUUCACAAGGUAAUAUUUCAGUAAAUUCAAGCACUUCAGAUGGGAGCGCAUUUACAAGUGAGUCUGCCACAGUCCAGCCAGGAAAGGUUUUCUUGAGCUCUCUUGCUCCCAGUGCAGUGGUUUACACUGUUCCUAAUUCAGGCCAGACUAUAGGGUCUGUUAAACAAGAGGGCUUGGAGAGGAACCUCGUAUUUUCUCAAUUGAUGUCUGUCAAUCAGCAUUCACAAGUAAAUGCAAACCUGUCUUCUGAAAAUAUCUCGGGGAGUGGUCUCCAUCCACUGGCCUCCUCUUUAGUUAAUGUAUCCCCAAGUCACAAUUUUUCCUUGACUCCCCCUAGCCUACUAAAUCCCACUGAGCUAAAUCCUGACAUUGCUGAUAACCAGCCAAUGUCUGCACCUGUGGCAAGCAAAUCUACUGUGACAUCUGUCAGCAACACUAACUAUGCAACUCUUCAGAACUGCUCCCUUAUUACUGGUCAAGAUCUGUUAUCAGUCCCCAUGACCCAAGCUGCCCUUGGGGAGAUAGUUCCAACAGCUGAAGACCAGGUGGGUCAUCCUUCCCCAACUGUCCACCAGGAUUUUGUCAGAGAACAUCGCUUGGUUCUACAAUCAGUAGCUAACAUAAAAGAGAAUUUCUUAACAAAUUCUGAGGGCAAAACAACAAGCAGUUUAAUGAUGCUGGACUCCAAAUCCAAAUAUGUCCUAGAGGGCAUGGUAGAGACUGUCUGUGAAGACCUAGAAACGGACAAAAAAGAGCUUGCCAAGCUCCAAACUGUCCAAUUGGAUGAAGAUAUGCAAGACUUGUGAACUUUAUUUCUGCCCCCUUUUUUUUCUGGCAAUAGGGGGCAAACCUUCUCACAAAGCCCUGAGGACAUAAACAUUUUCUGAUUUGAAGAGAAAUACUAGUUUUGCAAGUAAAUGCAUUCUGGAGACUUUGGAUUGAUCUACAUGAAGAUCACAGUUAAAUAUACAGGAAUAGAACUGCAGUACUGCAGCUUUGUCCACAUAAUGUUCUCUUUUAAAUAGAUAGAAACACAGGAACAAGUUGAAAUGUAUCAAGUCAAAGUAUAUCAUUUGGUUGACAUAAUUUUAAGGUCAAAUGGUACUUGAUAAAUAAUUUUUUAAUUAAAAAUUAUAUACCUAACAAAGUUAAGUAUUGCUACAGAAUAUUAGAAACAAUAUGAUUCUUUUUGUUUACUUUUACUCCAUGGGCAUUGAUAAGGUUAAGAAACACAAGUGGUACUCCACACUAUAUUCUAAGGGUUUAUUUUUGAAUAUAUGCUUUUCUGUUUCUCAGCAUUUUUUGUGAAAGUCUUGGUUUGUCUCUAUACAUUUCCAGAUGUGGUUGUUAAUAGUUCAGUGUGGCUGACAAAGUUUGCAACUCCACUAAAAACUCUGAAACAACAGUAUGAGUGUAAAUAUAUUAGUCCUAUGAGCAAGGAUUUGAGUAAUUACAGUGAAUUUUAUUUAUGCUGUAUGUUUCUCUUAUACUUCAGACACUAUGAACUGAAAAGAAAAAUGUUUUCUUACUGUUUAAUUUAUUUUUAUUGUUUGAACAGGAAGUGAACAUAAUUAUUUCCAACAAAGUUUUACUUUUUGUAGGAUUUUGACUGAUUUUUAUCAGGAGUCUAUUAAGAUCAAUAAUUAAUAACACUGAAAUAGGAAACCUAACUCCCAAUAUUGGAAUUUUGGUACUUUUUUCACAUCCUUGUUCUUUAUUUAGCAACUCUGAUUCAUUUAAAUAUGUUUUCUAUAUAAUUCUAUGUGCCUUUUUACCUUGUGGCCUUUUUAUUGUUCUUACUAAGGUACAGAGGGUCAGCAAAAGCACUGACGGCUCUUUUCUACUCUCUAUCAGGGUUAGUUUUACCAUGAAAUUGCUUUAAAUCUGAAGAGCUUAAGUUUCACUUGUAUUUUUAUGUAUGUUUAUGAUACAAAUGGAUGAGCAACUGAUUAUUGAUGCAUUCAUUACAAUGAAAAUAAUAAUUAUAGACUACCAUGUAAAGUCAGCUCUGUAGUCUCUGAAAGUAACUAUUUUAAAGCAAAGAAUAUGUAAAUUCUUUUCAAGCAAAAUGCUCUCCUAUUAAAACUUAGGUCUCAAGUUUUAAUUAGUUGUUACAUGAUGACAUAGAACUGUUGUUUGCACUAUAUAAUCAUGCCUUUGAAAGUAAAUCUUUUGGGUUUCUGUAAGAAGCUUGUUUGAUAAUAUUGUAAGCUGUGGUUAUAUAUUUUAUCAGGACUCUGAACACAGGUAUAAUAAUGCAAAUACAUUUAUGUAGUGAGUAAAGCCUCUGGUCUCUAGAAAGCAAGAAAAGUAAGAAAAUGAUCUCUUCCAACAUGACUUAGAGUUGAAUAUAAAGAUGUCACCAUGCCUUGCUUUCUUUAGGAUCAGAACAAAGGGUCCACUCUAGAUCUCUACAUGGCCAUCAGCCUGUUCAAUAUGGGCCACAGAGCAUUUCAGUUUUGUUGUUACUACAGAUGGAACUUGAAGGCAUAGCUGAAGAGCCCUAUGAAGAAUUCCUCUCCCAUCAUUUUGAUAAAGAACUUAGAUCCCUUUUUUUUUUUUUUCAAUCAAAUUACUGAAUGUUUCUAAACUGCUGAAACUAGUUUUUGUUUUGUUUUGGUUUGGUUUGGUUUUUUUUUUUCCCACAAAAUCAGGUAUUUGGAAUUCCUUCCCCUCCACCGCUACUCAUACAUAUUUUUCCUCCUUCAGAUGGGCUGAUUAUGUUACUGAAAAUAAUUACAUGGUCAUAUAGUGUAGUUUACAUAAAAAUUAUGUUUUCCUCUUGAUUGCUGCAGAUAUCAAGGUUUGUUAUUUUAAAAUAACCCAUCUAAUAAGGGAAAUGGAAAGGAUUGAAAGUUAUAUAUGUUAUAUAUAUAUAACAAGAACUUUUAUAUGUCUUCCAAAAAUAUAAAAAGCCUCUGUUCUAUUCAGAGUUCUUCUUUUAUCCUUUAAGAAAAAGAUAGCACAAAACUUAAGACUUGCCUAGGAAAUCCAUUCAUACUCAACAUGAUGUAAUUAUACCCUAUAAUUACUCAAGGUAGCUACACAAUAUACCAGGUAAGAAUCAAUGCACAUUAUAAAGAACGUAUUGUUCUUUACUAUUCUUUCAGUAAAUAAUAAGGGCCAGUUGGUAUGUAGCCCAUAUAUAUGUGAAUGAAAUAAGAUAAACCCCAUGAUCUCCUUGCACAGAAUUGCAAAUUUAUUUUACUUUUUUUUUUCUUUUUUUUUUUUUUUUGCAAUACCAAGGGCCAGAUUCAGAACCCUUAGAGUUCAUGUGGUAGAAUUUCUCUCUUACAUAAACCAAUGCUUGAAGAUGCUGCAAAUGACCCUGUAAUGAUCCCCAAAGGGGAAUCGAAACAGGGGUUAAGUAAAACUCCCUACAAACCCCAACCCCUGCUGCUGGCUGUGGAAUUUUUGGUGUGAGCCUAUCUAUGCACUCUAUCAGCCAGGAUUUGGCAUUUAGCUCUUAGUUACAUCUCAUAAAGGACAGUCUGUCAUUUAAAGAAGGUGCAUUUGUUCCUCAAUCAAGCAAGAGCACCUGUGUUGUACUGUUUUAUAUCAUGUAUAUUUAUAGUAAUAAAGAGACUGAAAUGUA